AUGCAGAGGUCCUUCACCUGCCUCCUGGAGGAGAGCCGGAGCCGUGGCUCUGACCUGGCUCUCAGUGCUUCCUACCUGGAGAUCUACAACGAACAGGUCCGGGACCUGCUGAGCCCGGGGCCGCCGUGCGCCCUGCCCCUGCGCUGGAGCAAAACCCGCGGCUUCUACGUGGAGAACCAGCUCAGUGUGGAAUUCGAGAGCCUAGAGGCCAUUGUCAGCUUGCUCAUGCAAGGAUCCCAGAGGCGCCGGACCUCGGCACAUGCCCUCAACAGGCACUCGAGCCGCAGCCACGCCCUUCUGACCAUCCACAUCCUCCGCCGAGCCACCAGCGCCUGCCCCAGCAAGCAGGGCACGCUGUGCUUUGUGGACCUGGCUGGCAGCGAGCGGGUGAAGGAGACCGGCUCCAGCGGGGAGCUCUCCGUGGAGGCCAACAGCAUCAACCGCAGCCUCCUGGCGCUGGGACACUGCAUCUCCCUGUUGGCCAAACCCCGAGGGAAGCGAACGCACAUCCCCUACCGGGACAGCAAGCUCACCCGGCUGCUGGCUCGCUCCCUGGGCGGCUCGGGCAUCACCCUGAUGGUCGCCUGCAUCUCCCCGUCCUCUCGCUGCCUCUCAGAGACUCUGAGCACGCUGCACUACGCCAGCCGUGCCCGGAGGGUCACCACCAGACCCCUGGCCAACAGGGUGUCCCGGGAGAAGCUGCUGCAAACCUUGGAGCAAGAAAUCCAUGCUCUGCAGCUGGAAAACCUCUCCCUGCGCCAGCAGCUGUGCCUGCCCAGAAUGCCAGUGAGGAGCACGGAGGUCAAAGGGAGCCCUCCAAAAGCAUGGGCGUGCUCAGGGGACAGGUACGGUCCUGCAGGGCAGCUCCCGCCAGAGCGAACCCCAGCCUGGCCCAGCCUCUAUGGUCUCCUGCGGGACUUCGUGGUGGAGAACGAACAGAUGAGGUAUGGGAGGCUUGUGUGGGACCCCUGAGUAGGGGAUCAAGGG
Messenger RNA from Sturnus vulgaris (Common starling), 987 nucleotides. It is a transcript of the gene KIF12, whose product is annotated as kinesin family member 12. Lineage: Eukaryota; Metazoa; Chordata; Aves; Passeriformes; Sturnidae. Gene Ontology annotation, molecular function: microtubule binding; ATP binding; microtubule motor activity. Gene Ontology annotation, cellular component: microtubule associated complex. The record is from RefSeq and is a predicted model, not a curated record. Gene Ontology annotation, biological process: mitotic spindle organization; microtubule-based movement; spindle elongation.